GCUGUUUCCUGUCUACAGUGUCUGUGUAAUGUAGAUAAAUGUGAGGAUUUUCUCUAAAUCCCUCUUCUGUUUGCUAAAUCUCACUGUCACUGCUAAAAUCAGAGCAGAUAGAGCCUGCGCAAUGGAAUAAAGUCCUCAAUAUUGAAAUGUGACAUUGCUCUCAACAUCUCACAUCUCUCUGGAUUUCUUUUUUCUCAUCAUUACUGCUAACAAAUUGAUUUCCAGACUUUGCACUUUUAAGAAGCAAUGGAAAAAAUCAACAGUCUUUCAACACAAUUAGUUAAGUGCUGCUUUUGUGAUUUCUUGAAGGUGAAGAUGCACACUGUGUCCUACAUUCAUUUCUUCUACCUUGGCCUGUGUUUGCUUACCUUAACCAGUUCUGCUGCUGCUGGCCCAGAAACACUCUGUGGUGCUGAGCUGGUUGAUGCUCUUCAGUUUGUGUGUGGGGACAGAGGCUUUUACUUCAGUAAGCCUACAGGGUAUGGAUCCAGCAGUAGACGCUUACACCACAAGGGAAUAGUGGAUGAAUGCUGCUUCCAGAGUUGUGACCUGAGGAGGCUGGAGAUGUAUUGUGCUCCAAUAAAGCCACCUAAAUCUGCACGCUCUGUACGUGCUCAGCGCCACACUGAUAUGCCAAAAGCACAAAAGGAAGUGCAUUUGAAGAAUACGAGUAGAGGGAACACAGGAAACAGGAACUACAGAAUGUAAGAACAUGCCAUCCACGAGAAUGAAGAAUGAAUGUGCCAUCUGCAGGAUACUUUGCUGUAAAUAAAUUAUUUGUUAAACAUUGGAAGACUUAAAAAAACCUAUGGUUUAAUAAGCUUGAUGCAAUCUCAACCAAUGGGCAUUCUCCCAGUGAUCAAUGCAACUAAACAUUCCAAUAUUAAGUCUUUAGAGAACAGAACAUUUUAACCAGCCCAGAGCUAAAAAUUUCUGUGGUUGAUCUAUUACUGCUUGUUAACCUGUUUUAAAAGUCCUGCACAAAAUCUCUUAAAGUCCUGUGCCCCUCAAAAGCCUACAAAUUUAUGGGCCUUUGAUGGAUCCAAUUGCACUAAAUUAACCUAUGAA
Phaethon lepturus (White-tailed tropicbird) is the source of this 1068-nucleotide messenger RNA. It is a transcript of the gene IGF1, whose product is annotated as insulin-like growth factor 1 (somatomedin C). Gene Ontology annotation, molecular function: hormone activity; growth factor activity. NCBI's taxonomy places the organism in Eukaryota, Metazoa, Chordata, Aves, Phaethontiformes, Phaethontidae. Bases 247 to 708 code for a protein of 153 amino acids. The transcript has 4 exons. Gene Ontology annotation, cellular component: extracellular region. The record is from RefSeq and is a predicted model, not a curated record.